Molecule: messenger RNA, 249 nt
Organism: Protopolystoma xenopodis
Lineage: Eukaryota; Metazoa; Platyhelminthes; Monogenea; Polystomatidea; Polystomatidae
Source: the annotation of a GenBank genome assembly
AUGGAAGCUAACAGGAGGGAAAAAUGUAAAUGCCACGGCGUCAGCGGCAGCUGCUCCCAAAAAGUCUGCUUCCCUCAGCUACAGCGCAUCGACACACAGGUCGUUCAACAGGCCCUGAAGAAACAAUAUCUGGUACGUUGCCAUACAGUUUCUCUUCUACUUGUCUCUUUGUUGAGUCAAUUAACAUUGGCUUUCUUGACGGAGGGCAGGAUAGCCAAACGUGUACUGCAUGUUCGACAGCUCCGAUGA